This is a messenger RNA of Poecilia reticulata (guppy), 6921 nucleotides long. It is a transcript of the gene naa30, whose product is annotated as N-alpha-acetyltransferase 30, NatC catalytic subunit. Lineage: Eukaryota; Metazoa; Chordata; Actinopteri; Cyprinodontiformes; Poeciliidae. Gene Ontology annotation, cellular component: NatC complex. Gene Ontology annotation, molecular function: protein-N-terminal amino-acid acetyltransferase activity. Gene Ontology annotation, biological process: N-terminal peptidyl-methionine acetylation. The record is from RefSeq and is a predicted model, not a curated record.
CUACAACACCCAUAGGUUACGCAACUGCCGUAAAACGUCUUCUUCUGUUGCAAUGGCGUUUGCGGCAGCAGGGAAAUCGAGGGGAGAGCAGUGACAAACGUCGCCAACGGUCACAUUAUCUCCUCAGAAGUGCUCGGAUUUUUUACAAUAUUCGGCUCGCUGUUUCAGAUAUUGGUUGUGUAAUUCUUCUCUUUGUGGAUGAGAUUGUGUUGGACGUUUCCGAAGCGCGUCUCUCCACUUUAAUGCGGUGGGAUGGCCACAGUGCCGCCUGGGCCUAGUAACGCACUGCCUUCAUCCCCGGUUGAAGUUGCUCCUUUCUCCGGGGCAGGGAGAGCGGAGCCGGCGGUGGAAGCCGGAGAGGCGACCUACCGCGUGGAGGACAGCGUGUCCGCCUGUACGGGCAAGAAGUCUCAGCCGGCGAACGAGGUCAAAGGGUCGGCCAAGAAGAAGCAUAAAAACAUGCUAGCCCGGGCUAGCCCGGCGGCGCUCCACUUGAAAAUGCAAGCCGGAGAGCAGCAGCAGCUAAACGGCUUGGUCAGCCCUUCGGAGGACCCUGACGACCACCAGCGCUCAGGGGGCCGACCCGACAAUCUCAAACCGUCCGAGGACAACUGUGACAGCAGCUGUGGCAGCGAGGCUGCGGCCGCCAUGAACAGUACGGAGCACUGUCAGCACGAAGGCCACAACCCCUUCUCCAAAAACGGCAACCACUCUCCUGUGACUAACAGCAGCGUGAACGGGAUGCCGGCUUUCAGGAGAACCGAGGCGGCCCACGAAGGCGAGGACCAGUUUGACCAUACGCAGCCCACAAGAGAACCGGGUGACAGCGACGGGCCCGGCGGGGAGGAGAGUCCGGCCGAGCCGCAGCUGCAGCCGCCUGCCGUGGAGCUGGCCCGGCUGGACCUGAGCGGCUCUCCCGGUAGAGCAGAGGGAGACAGCCACGGCAUCCGCUAUGUCCGCUACGAGUCCGAGCUCCAGAUGCCGUGGAUCAUGAGACUAAUCACCAAGGACUUGUCUGAGCCUUAUUCAAUUUACACGUACAGGUACUUCAUCCAUAACUGGCCGCAGCUUUGCUUUCUGGCCAUGGUGGAGCAGGAGUGCGUCGGGGCUAUCGUUUGUAAGCUGGACAUGCAUAAGAAGAUGUUUCGUCGUGGCUACAUCGCCAUGCUGGCCGUGGACUCAAAACACAGAAGGAAAAGUAUUGGUACUAAUUUGGUGAAAAAGGCCAUCUAUGCCAUGGUGGAGGGGGACUGUGACGAGGUCGUCCUGGAGACGGAGAUCACCAAUAAGUCGGCCCUGAAGCUGUACGAGAACUUGGGUUUUGUCAGAGACAAGCGGCUGUUCAGAUACUACCUGAACGGGGUGGACGCGCUGCGGCUCAAACUCUGGCUCCGCUAGAGGGGGUGUGGGGCGGCGGGUCUCCAGGUGCUGCUCACCUCUAACACUAGGAGCUCAACAGCCUGAGCUCUGCCCUUGGUCAUUACACACACACACACACACACACACAUACACACACACAAACACCCCCCCGCCCCGUUUUGAAACGCGAGGAGUUAGCAUCGACACAGGCACACCUUCCUUUCCUCCUCGACGUCCGAACAACUAUCGCUUAGGUGGAGAGAGACUGAAACGCCAACAGACGUGUUUUAUUUUUUACAAAGAGGGGCGGCCUCUUCUCCUCCUCUGCCACCACUUCACCCCUCGUCUCCCGCACUGUGACAUGACAGGAUCCACGAGGACAAGCGGCACCACACCAAAUCAUCCUGCAGAACACUGGACCAAACAGACCUGCAGGAAAUGACACGCAGGGAAGCAGGAAGCUGCGACCGGGAGGAAAAUAUUUGUGAAGUUUUUAGUUUUUUUUUUUUCGUUUUGUUUUGUUUUUUUAAGCUUUUGUUUGGUUGGGGAGGGUUAAAGAUCCAGUCUGGCUCAUGUGUUUGUACUACCACAUGAUCUUCUUUUUUGGGUGUGUGCGUGUGUGUGUGACUUUUGGUUGUAUGUGCUGCUGUUGGUUUCACUGAGAUUUAAGCGAACAUGUUUUGGGUGACUGCUUGGAUGCGUACUGUAUGGUUCAGUUUGUUUCUCGUUCUGGCCCCCCUUCUGCUGUCUCUCCCAUCACCUGGACCAGAGCCUGUAAACACUUUUUAAUGUGAGAGAAAAACAAAGCUCCUUUUUUUAUUUUUAUUUUUAUUUUUUGUCCGGAGCAGUUGUUCAAUUCAAAUCAAUCCACAAUCACCUCAAAGUUUUUGCCCAACUUUUUUUUUUUUUUUUUUGAUGUCUUUCACGAUAUCCAACCCUUUCAGGGUGAUCUUAGGGAGUUUAAUUUCUGUUGUUUUGUUGUUUUUUUUUCUUUCUCUCUUCAGUACACUGCCAGCCUCUGCAAAAUGCCCCCAAAAGAGACUCUUUGCCAAGGAUGGUGUGGUCAUACAUGUCCAAGCUGUCUCUGUUUACUAACUGACAUGAGCAGUCCCAUUCUCAAGUGCCACUCUAUCCAUUAGGACCGACUGUAGUUAGAUCUGCACUUCUGUUCCCUAUGCUGGAUUCCUGUUUGAGUAUGCUGUGUGUAUUUAAACUGUUGAUAAAAAGAAGAAAAAUAGGCAAGUAUUCUUAGCAGAUAACAUCUUUAUUCCUUUUGUUUGAGCUCAGUUUAUUUAGGAUUCGUCCACAGUAUGCGUCAGAAAAGCAGCUGGGUCCACAAUACUCGAUGCACGACUCGCCCCCAGAACCUUCAGAGAGCUCACACUGACUGGCAAAGAAAUACUGCUUCAGCUGCUUUGGGGUCAUUGUCAUUUCCUUUACAACAAACAAACAAAAAAAGUUAAAUGAACAAGGUCAGAUGCACUUCUUUUUUAAAUUGCUGCAGUGUGUACGAGUAAAGAAGAGAGUGUGUUCUGCGACUUUAACGGCAGCGUGGGUCGGUUCUGUUCAGAUUUUCUGCAUGGCUAAGUCGGCUUUCAGUGCGUGCUUCACCUCGACUUCCGCGGUUUAAUCGACAGUAUUCAAAGCACCGCAGGAAGCUGGCAUGCGGCACUAGUGGAAAUGUUUUACCCGUUAUUAACUAGUAGGCAUGGGCUGGUUUCACGUUCUUCAAGCGAUACGACACGUUAUUAAACCACAUGAUUUUUCUUACUUUCUAAAUUUCCCUAAUUUAGACACCACGACAAGAGUCGAUCAGCGCUGUUGAAAGCCGACAACAUUUUACAAGAGAGACAAAUUUGUCUCCUGGGAAAUAUUUCCUACCACAAAGAAAUUCUUGGUUGCGAAGGUAGAAAUGUGCCACCCAUAUCUAAUUAAUUGUGUUUUAAAACCACACCUUGCUAGCUCCUAGCUAUCCAGUAUGGCUAGUCAUAUAAAACCUAGCAGAAUUAGCUGUUUAUUAGCAUUGUCAGGCAGUUUUUAUUACAUUAAAUUAAUGAUGGAGUUGUACCAACAGUGUGUCUUGUUUAUGUACUCGACAGUUUUGUUUUUCAAAAGCAAGCACACCCCUUGACAAACUCUGUCUCCAUUACAGCUACGCGCAUCUAAACUAUUGUAAACUCUUAAAUUAUAGUGUUGGCUCUCUUGAGUUAAGCAUUUUUUCUUUUAUGGUUGGAACACUUUAAAUAGAGAGAGUUGCCAGUUGUCGAUAGUAGCCCAGUAAUUUGCAAACCUCACUGUUUUUCGGAAUUAAAACCCGUCAGCUGGGAAGCUCCAACUUCCGACGAUAUUUGAAGGCAUCACCUAAUGCCGUCUUGUUGCACUUGUGUUACUCUCCAUAUAACAGAACAGCACAAAUAACAAUACCCUGUGCACCAGGAGCACUUGGAAUCUACAACUAAAUUUAGUAGAUGUUUAUUUUAAAAUGCUCUGCUAAUUCCAUUUAUUCAAACGUAAGAUGAUUAAAAACGUCUUGAGUAAUAAUUUUGCAACUUUUAGCAGGUGUAGGAACAAAGGUAAUCAGAACAUGUACAUUUUUGUUCUAAAUUAACUUAUUAACACGGUGAAGUGUUUAUUCAGACCGGCCCAUGCCUAUUAACAGAACACGUAUGUGAUCAUUUGAAGCUGUCAUGACAGUCUAUGGCUGAACGCCUCUUUCAGAUUUACACUACAUGCAUUUGUGGCGUUUCAGGUUUAUUGUAGAUGAGCCUAAGAACAGAGCUGCCACCCUGUCUGUGUGAGUUUGUGUCCGUGUGUAUUUGAAGCCACUGAUUGGAUUACCUAUUUUCCUUUAUUCAGAUUUGUUUAAUGGUGUUUUUUUUAUCAUGUGUGGGGUUGGGGCUGAGUUAUUUGACUAGAUUUCUUUUUUUCUUUUCUUUUUUUUUAAAUUUCUGUGCUGCUUUAACCCACUCGGAGGUUCAGUGAGAAUGAUGAGCAAACAAAAAAAAAUCAUAAUAACCUACACCCCCAGAAGCAAGGUGUUCCUGCUUGUCUGACAUCCUUCAGUUUUAUUGGUGACCCUCUCUCCAGAGCUCCAGGUUCAUUCUGAAGGUUGACCUUUCCUCAGCCUGUCCAACGGGUUGGUGUUGCUUUUUGACGAAAACGAUCCACAACUCUCUCUCAAUUCUGCAAAUAUCGGUCACUUCCUGGAAUUUCAAGGGCAUUACAGCCUCCAUUCAGGCCAUAAUCACAGACUGAAGGGCUUUGUCAUCAUCAAUUCAUAGCCACUGACUGGUGUUGCAUUCGCUUCAUAAAGCGUCAGCCAGACGAAGUAAGGCGUCCGGCUGCCUCCCAACGGUUCUGACUAUAAAUUCCCAGCUAAAAAAAACACGCCCCUCAGAUUAUUAUUGGCACAAUCACGCAGAGGUUCCUGCAAGUCUUUCAGAGACGGACGCACCACCUUCCAACGAGAGACCCACGCGGCAGGAAGAAAGGGGGAGAGCAAAUAGUUUAUUUUUGCAUGUCUGUUCCACACACACACACACACACACGCUGCUCCUCUCCCCCUCAUCUCCCCUCUCUCCUUUCAUUUUCAAUCUGGAAAUGUCCAAUAGCUUUUAUUUAAUGUGGAAAAAGAACACAGAAAUAAAUUAUUUGAUUUCUUUUUUUAAUGCUGUAAAACUGAAUUGUCUUGUCUGCUGUCUGACCUGAUACACACACACACACACACACACUUAUCCACACACUCGGGGCCAUUUCAGUGUUUAAACGAGUGUUAUAAUUUGGGUCUUUUCUAAAUCUCAUUUGAACAACAACUAGUUGCACAAGUUUUAAUUUAUGGCAGAGUUAUGCAUGCAAGCGCAAGUCUAUACAUGCUACCCUGUUUAUAUUUGGAUUAGUAUACUUGAUUAAGUUCCCACCAACAAUCGUUUUCCUUAUUUCUGGUCAUUUCAUAUCUUAUGAGACAUAGCAUAGCUUUUUCUGGCAUAUUCCUUACAUAUUUAGUAGCAUUGAGUUGAGAACCGCAGGGAAAUCACUCGAUAAGCUCCCAGAACCAGUCUGAAUUUAUGUGUGGAACGUACAACUGUGCUGAAGUCUGUAAAGAAGUCGAACGUUUCAAAGGAAUCGAGUUGCAUCGUUUCUUUUUAAAACCUUCGGUCAUGCAUGGAGGUGGUAGUGUCAUGCUGAGGGUGUGUUUUCCUGCUACUAAUACUGAAACUUGUACAUAAUUGGCUCUUUAAAUAAAAAAAAAAAAAACAAAAACAAUGAUUUCACCCAAAACUCAUUUGAUAUGAUGUGAAAUCAUAAACGCUCUGGGGGGGAAAAAAUUGGUGGAAAUGCAUCAAUAAAGGCCCAUCUCCGUGGUAGCGUAUUACUGGACUAGAUUUUUAUUCUUUUUAAGUACAUUUUAUUUACACAGCACAAUAAAAUCCUAUUUGCUUUGAACAUUACAUCUAAAACAUUUUAAAAAAGGUGGCAACAAAUUAAAUAGUCAAAUAUUUUUUUAUUAAAAACAGGUUUGUUGUGGUCAAUAAACAAAAACGGACAUCUACAAGAAAUGUGUACUUGAUCACCACUCUUCAUAUUUACAGACCAUAAGCAUUUUACAUCACGCUCACAUCGAAAUGGAAAAAUAUAUAAACGGGCAGGAAGCAGGUCACACCGACAAAAGUUUCCACGUGUUUAAAUUAGACCUUAUUGGUUAUUGCUUACAAUCAUCCCGUGUCUUUAACCCCAGUUCACAAUUCUGCUUUUUAAAAGCAGGUUAAGAAAAUAAACUGAAUCUCCAGAGAUUUGGAAAGAUCUAAUCUUCUCUCUUUACUCUCCCUCGGUGCGUCAAAAAGGUCAAAUAUGAGAAAAUAGUCCAGGAGAUGAGACGAGUUUACAUUUUAGUUAUUUUGUACAAUUGAGUGUGUUUUAUGCUACAUGUUGUAAAUAGGAUGACGAUGUUCGGUGUGUUGCUUUGUUCCAGCAACUUCUGUCAAAAGAAUUUGAUAGAAAUUGUCUUUGAAAUAACAUUCAAACUAGACAUCUUUUAUUUAAAAUAGAUCACAUAGCUACAAUACACAACGGAUGUCAUCACUGGAAAUGACACAUAGAAAUUAAAUUCCAGUUAUUGACACUUUAAAUCUCAUCAUGAAUAGAAAGCAGCAGAGAACCCCGAAGGCUUUUAUUUUUAUUUUUUUAGGUCCAACAUUUUGCUUCUAUAAGCAAUAAUAAUAAUAAUGUAACAAUAAGCUCAUUUCAUCUCCUCGUGAUAACAUAAGGGGAUGAAAUGAGCUUUAAGUGUUGAAAGAUUAAAAACAACAAUGUCGAAACUGGCUCAAAUUAAAGUUUUUUACAGCAACCUUAACGUCAGGCGGUCACCGCCGACCAAAAGUUUGAUCCUCACAAAGCAGCAAAUAUUUAUUUUUACAGAGCAGUACGGUUUCUUGCAAAAGUAUUCACACCCCUUGAGCUUUUCCACAGUUUGAACGUCACUGUGUUUUACUGGGGCGACAGAGCAACACACUACAGUGAUUAUAGUGGGCUGAACACAUAUAUGCACGCUUUUCUUUCAUUUUU